Molecule: messenger RNA, 1173 nt
Organism: Pseudogymnoascus verrucosus
Lineage: Eukaryota; Fungi; Ascomycota; Leotiomycetes; Thelebolales; Thelebolaceae
Exons: 2
Coding region: 1-1173 (390 amino acids)
Source: RefSeq, a predicted model, not a curated record
AUGUCCAAGUCGGCGCUCAUAUUUGGCGCCAGUGGCGUGACGGGAUGGGCGUUUGUAAACGAGAUUCUGAAUGACUAUCCGAAGGAGGAAAUCUGGGACAAAGUCUAUGCUUUGACGAAUCGGCCACUCAACCAGAGCGAUUCUUUGUGGCCAAACGAUGAGAGGCUGACCAUCGUCUCGGGGAUCGAUUUGUUAAAGGGGAGCCAGGAAGAUCUUGAGGGUGCAUUUCAAAAGAUCGAGGGUAUUGAGAAGGUGACACAUGUGUACUAUUUGGCAUAUAAGGCCUCAUCGGAUCUCUUGCAGGAAUAUAAAGAUGCAGUCGAGAUGUUUAAGCGCUCCACUACCGCCAUGGACCAUCUCAGCUCAGCACUGGAAUUUGUAGUGCUCCAAACAGGUGCAAAAAUGUACGGCUGUCACCUUCUGGAAAACCACCCUACGGAUUACAUUCACGUUCCCUUGAGAGAAUCGCAUCCACGUCUCAAGUCUCCAUACUACGAGACCCUCUUCUACCACCCGCAACUUGAGUGGAUCACUUCUUACUCCAAAGACAAAUCGUGGAAUUGGUGCGACACGAGACCGGAUAUCAUCAUUGGAUUUGUCCCGAAUCAAAACUUCUACUCGCUUGCAACCUCAAUAGCUGUGUUUCUGUCACUCUGGGCUGAAGUUGAAGGGAAAGGCUCGGCUUGUCCGUACCCAGGGAGUCACAAAGCUUGGGUUGCGAAAUCAAUUGACAGUUCAAGUGACAUGAUUGCAAGACAGACAAUUCAUCUUUCUCUCGCACUCUCAAAGAGUUCAAAGGGAGAAGGAUUCAAUGUCGCGGAUGCAAAGGAACCAAAGUCCUGGGAGACAAAGUGGCCGGAAAUUUGCUCAUAUUUCGGAUUGAAGGGGGUCGGGCCACCUAGCGAAGGAGAACCGACGGAAGUGAGGACGUACAUCAAGAAACAUUUCAAUGCAUGGCAGAAUUUGGAGAAAAAACAUGGUCUAAGAACUGGGAUUGCGGACUCUGAACUAACAUUCAAAGGGUUUGAGUAUUUCCUCCUCACGCAGUUCGACUUCGAUAGACAGUAUGACAUGAAGAAGAUGUACGAGACAGGGUUUAAAGAAGAGAGGAGCACACUGCAAACAUGGGGUGGCGUAUUUGACAGGAUGAAGAAGGCCAAGAUAAUUCCUUAA